CGGCAGGGAAGGAGCACCGAGAUGGGUGGGAUAGUUAUCUCAUGCAAUAACCUGAUGAUGAAGGAACACUUUACUCGAUUGGAGGGGGAGUUGAGCAUCUACUUGAUGAGUUAUUCGAUUCUAACCGAAGAUGCAAAUUAUUGUUUCAGGCAAUGGACGGCAUCAUGUCCGUCGAGGAAGUCGGUCUGUGCCCUGCUUCGGGUGGCGAGAGUGCUUUUCCGCGAUCGCAAUUGCAUCGACGUCUUCCAUUCCAUAGGAGAACACUCCAAUUACAUUCAGGUACUGCUGUUUACUCCUGCUGACUUAAAUGAAACUCGUUCAGAUGUAACGCAGAAAUUGAUACAUGACGCCGAGACUGCUGCGUUGUUUGUCCGCGCACAGAUCGCUAAGUGCAUGCUUCGCUUUCUGAACUGCCGUGAAAUGACCAUUCAACAAGGAGCUCUGGAGAUUCUUGGCCGAGUUGCUGACUGGUCAGCUGUUUGUCGUGUGGAGUUAUGUGCCUCAACUGCUAUUGAUGUAUGCCUGCAGCUUGUUCCGCAGGGAGACCUGCUGACUCAAAAGCUAUGCGUAAGCCUUCUUCGAAUUCUUUCAUGUGAAGAACAAGCUCGAGAGCAGAUUCGUAUAUACGAUGGAGUUCCUCUACUGGUUGGAUUACUGUCAGUAAGGAACUCACGACUUCAGUGGCAUGUUGCGUGGUCAUUGGCUCAACUAGCGGAAGAUCCGGAGACUUCUACCGAGAUUGCACAGCUGGGCGGUAUAUCUCUUAUUUUGGCCGAGUUCGUCGAUCUGAAGGCACCAGCAAAAGCACUCAAUGACUGGAUUGCAAUGAUCACAGGGCUAUGUGCACUGCUUGCUCAACUUUGUCAAUGCGAUUCGAACCAGUACCAUCUAGUAAACAACAAUGGGAUCUACCUACUUGGCAAAGCUCUGCUGUUUACCAACUGCACCCCAGACUUAUCCGCUACAAUCACUACACGGUUUCAGUGCUCGAUAUUUCGUGUACUACGCAUCUUAUUCUCUUUGGAGCGGAAUCGUGGACUUUUCAAGAAGGUCUUCCCCAUCGCGUUCUUCGAGCAGUUCAUCGACAUUGGUCACUACGUUCAAGACCUGUCUGCCUAUCGACCACUUGCCGUCGAGUACUCCAAACUCAUUGAGAGCUCCACAGCCUCAGAAUUGCAAGCCUCAUGGGAAGGUGUAAAUCAGAAGCGUGCGCCAAUCGGUCGAGUGGCUGAAUACGACCUGCUUGACCAGCUCGGUGCUGGGGCUUUUGGCUGUGUCUACACUGUUCGGAAGCGUGGAACGGUCACUGAUAACGGCUCUCCACAGUAUUACGCACUCAAGGAGAUAUUCGUGGUGCAACUGAAUAUCGAGGACGACAAGAGCUUUGGAGACGUCAUCAGCGAAGUGAAGAUCAUCAAACAGCAGCUUCGUCACCCAAAUAUCGUACGAUAUCGACGGAUUUUCGUCGAAAAUCAUCGCCUUUACAUACUGAUGGACUUGAUCGAAGGGGCCUCACUGAAAGAACACAUCACAUCGGUUAAAGAGAAACGUCAGACAUUUUCCGAAGACCGAAUUUGGAACAUUGUCAUCCAAAUGGUGCUGGCACUGCGAUAUCUGCAUAAGGACAAGCAAAUCGUUCACCGGGAUCUGAAGCCGAAUAACAUCAUGAUAGCGGAGAAUGACAGAGUGGUCGUAACGGAUUUUGGCCUUGCCAAAAAGCGUGGCAGUGAAUACUUGAACUCAGCUGCAGGAACCAUUGUUUACAGUUGCCCUGAAAUUGUACAAAAUAUGGGAUAUGGUGAGAAAGCGGAUGUCUGGUCGUUUGGGUGUUGCGUCUACGAGAUGACCGAACUUCGUCCACCAUUCUACUCACAGAACAUGCUUGCAUUGGCCACACAAAUCGUCGAAGGGAAGUACAACCCCAUUGGUCCUGAGCGAAGCAAAGAGCUUUCUGAGCUGAUCACCUCAUGCCUAACUGUUUCGCCGGCUUCUCGACCAGACAUUCUGGAAGUAGCUCGUAUCGCCGCCUCGAGGAUGUUGCUCUGUCUCGACGAUAUCUUCAGAAUGCACGUCUCUAAAGCGAAAGCGUUGCAAGAAAAACCCAGCUUUCAACAAAAGAGGUGCGAAAAAUUGUCUGACAACAUGAAGCCAUUUCAUCUAGCUCGAAGAUGGUCUCCUAUAAAUAGACUACUCGGAAAAGGGCAUAGCAGCCGAUUUGAGAAUUAUCUGCUCAUUCUAGCCAUCAAAUCCUUAUCUGCUGGGCAAUCUAGUCGAAAUUUACCAAGCAGCACAUCAUGCUUCUUACCAAAGAUUGGAGGUUCAGGGCGGGUAAGUACCGUACUUCAUACUUGUUACCUUGCUGUUCCAAGAGGGUCUGACCGUACGGUACGCAAUUACAAUAUGCAUGGGUAUGGUAAUGUUGAAGGCUGCUGCUUCGUUUUCAGAUCCGCUUCGUUACAACCGAUCAGCGACCCACUAUUGGACAUUCUAUCGCAGAUUCACAAAAUAAUCAUGAUUAGUCCUUCUGAGUCAACGAAUCACAAGAGACGAGUUGUGGAGCAGUUUCGCAGACGGAUUUUCAGCCCCACAAGUAACGCUGAGAUGAUCAAGAAGCACCUUCGAAAGGUAAAAGGAGCUCGAAAAAGGACGAUAUUGCCAAGGUUUGAGUUUGACUUUUCCUAUUUUCUUGAAAUUUCAGAUCACAAAAUCCCUCGUAUAACGUACGAGCAGCUGUCAGCAUGCAUUCAACGUGUCCUCGAAGAGAACCCAUAG
Messenger RNA from Haemonchus placei, 2772 nucleotides. The record is from the annotation of a GenBank genome assembly. Lineage: Eukaryota; Metazoa; Nematoda; Chromadorea; Rhabditida; Trichostrongylidae.